CCUAAAUUUAUGAAUAAAUAUUAUUCCGCGUAGUCGAUUUCGUAACUAAAUAAAUUGUUCAUAGUUUAUAACACUAGUUGAUUAAUAACUCUAAAAAGUGGACUCAGAAUACAAUUUGAGUUUAUAUAUAGUUAAACAAGCACAUCAAAAUGUUGCUUCUAAAGAACAUACACCGGAAUUUUAUUUUGCCUAUAAAAAUUAGCAAAUAUUCCCGUAUGAUAGUUUGUAGUCGUAAUUUAAGUACCGAAUCGAAUACGCAAUACACGAUUAAAGAUAAAUAUGAUGUUAUUGUUGCCGGCGGUGGAAUGGUUGGCUGUACCAUGGCGUGCGCAUUAGGAAAGAACUCAGUAUUAUCAAAUUUAAAAGUGUUGCUACUGGAAGGCAGUCCCAGUCCUAAGUUUCAAUUAAAGCCAGAAUAUAGCAACCGGGUUGUAGCACUGAGUCAGAACACGAAGACGUUGAUGACCUCUCUAAAGGCCUGGAAACAUGUUGAAGAGAUGCGUCUGCAGCCUGUAAGACAUAUGCAAGUGUGGGAUGCCUGUUCAGAUGCCCUAAUAACAUUCAGCAGUUCCGAAAUCUUAGAUGACGACGUGGCAUACAUAGUAGAGAAUGAUGUGCUACAACAUGCCGUGAACACUGAGCUGACUUCUCCGGAAGUGAAAAAUGUAGACAUAGUAUACGGAGCGAAGAUCUCCGGGUAUGAGUUGGCGAAGAACAAUACAAUGAACAGCUUGGUGAAGAUGGAGAAUGGAGAUUGUUAUUCUUGCAAGUUACUGAUUGGUGCAGAUGGGGCGAAGUCAGCAGUGCGCGAGGCUAUGGGUGUGCAGUAUCUGUCGUGGAGCUACGAUCAGAUGGGUGUUGUUGCCACUCUGGAAUUAGCCGAGGAAACUGACAACACAACAGCAUGGCAACGGUUCCUCCCGACUGGACCCGUGGCCUUACUACCUCUCAACUCCAGGCAAAGCUCACUAGUCUGGUCGACGAAUGUGGAACACGCCAAGCAGUUACUACAACUCCCUGAGGAACAGUUCGUCGAUGCGCUGAACGAUGCCUUGUGGAAACAAUAUCCCCGUAGUGGCACCGUAGAUACCAUGACUUCCUGGCUGAGCUCAUGUUUGAAGAACCUAGGUCUCCCGGACGGCACAGCGCGGCAACUACCUCCUCAGUCUAUCGUGCCUAAAUCAAGGGCCGCCUUUCCACUAGGUUUCGGGCAUAGCACUCGAUAUAUUGCGCCGGGAGUCGCACUCAUAGGAGACGCAGCGCAUCGCGUGCACCCUCUGGCGGGGCAGGGGGUCAACCUCGGUUUCGGCGACGUGCGAGACCUCACGGCUUUCCUCUCCGAUGCCAUCUACACUGGACAAGACUUACGCGAUAAUACCUGGCUGGAGAAGUACGAGACAUCCCGUCAACGCCACAACGUGCCCACGCAACUAGCAGUGGACGCCCUCCACCGGCUGUACAGCGUGGAACUACCCCCACUCGUGCUGGCCAGGAGCCUCGGGCUGCAGCUCACCAACGCGCUGCGGCCUGUCAAGAAAAUGAUCAUGUCACAUGCGACUACGUAAAAAAAAUGAGAAUACUCAACCGGCGAACGGCCUAAACGACU
Messenger RNA from Leguminivora glycinivorella, 1606 nucleotides. It is a transcript of the gene Coq6, whose product is annotated as ubiquinone biosynthesis monooxygenase COQ6, mitochondrial. Lineage: Eukaryota; Metazoa; Arthropoda; Insecta; Lepidoptera; Tortricidae. The coding region runs from base 150 to 1565 and encodes 471 amino acids. Gene Ontology annotation, molecular function: oxidoreductase activity, acting on paired donors, with incorporation or reduction of molecular oxygen, NAD(P)H as one donor, and incorporation of one atom of oxygen; 2-octaprenyl-6-methoxyphenol hydroxylase activity; FAD binding. The record is from RefSeq and is a predicted model, not a curated record. Gene Ontology annotation, cellular component: mitochondrion. The transcript has 10 exons. Gene Ontology annotation, biological process: ubiquinone biosynthetic process.